GGUAAACACAGUUCAAAAAAGAUAUUCACAUAGAAAUAGUUCUUUGAGAAAUGAACUUUUACAUCUGAAACUCAGUGCAGUAGUGGGAGGUGCUAAAUUCGGAUUAUGAGUGUAAUGAACUUUUUCCUCGAGUUCAGUGAUGGAGGGGUACUCUAAAAAGUGCAAGGAUCUGACGACUCGCUUUGAUUCGGGUACAAAACAGUGUGUCCCGUGUGAGAAGCCAAAACCAGGAAGAGAACUUACCCCUAACUGUGGCUAUGAUGACAACAAAGGUCGACAUGAGACAUCCACCAAAAGUUGCAAAAUCAACUUUUUUAAUGAUGGCAGCAAAGCAUUCUGUCAACCAUGCACCUCAUGUCCGACUGGUUUUCAAACUGUGAGCCCCUGCAACGCAACUACCGAUACCCAGUGCCAAGACCUACGUUUGACCACCGAAGAUCCUGCCAGAGAAACAACUACAACAACAACAAUAGCAACAACAUCUCAGCGUGUUUCAACUUUUUUCAGCAAGGCAUCAACGAUUCAGACGAAGGAAGAAUCCAGCUUAACACCUCAUGCAACCAGUCAUGAUGUGCCAUGGGCAUUACAUUUUGCCAUCCUAAUUGCCAUCAUGCUUGUUGCACUAUUUGGUUUCAUAAUCUACAUGAAGAGGAAAAGAGGCAGGAACACAAGCUAUGGAACAAGUUUGACCAGAAGAUCAUCAUGCAUGAAUGUAGGGUUCUAUCCCCUCUCUGCCCUACCUGAAAGUGAUCUGGAGGACAUUCUGAGGCCUGACAUCAUAUCAGCACCUCUACAGACUGUGCUGGACAACCUGGAUGUUUUGGAGGAGCUGGUUAUUUUGUUGGAUCCAGAGAGCCAUGGCGUCAAGAACACCAAACAUCUUGCAUCUCACUGCUCCUUCCCGUCCACCUGGAUCACGUACACCUAUUCUAUGAAGGACAGUAAGAGCCCUCUUAAAGCUGUGCUGGAAGGGGUCACUAGCAGGCACCCUGACUGGACAGUGGGGCAUCUGGCAAAGCUGCUCAGACAUAUAGAGCGCAAUGAUGCCAUUGCCCCCCUUGCAAAACUCAGAUUUAAUUAGAUCGCCUUGUAGCAUUUCAUUAAAACACAAUAAAAAGAGCUGUAUCGAAUUUGUCCAGUAUAGUAAUACAAUUUGGUAUUGAUUUGAAGUCAGUGGGUCAUAUGACAUGGAAGCUUUUGAAAAAACUGCAAUUAUUUUCUAUUCAAAUAUUUAUCUAAAAUAAAUUAAUUACACAUUAGCAAUCAAAAUAGUUGUGCUACAUGAUACAAAUUUAGUAAAAUUCUUUAAUCAUAAUUUUCAUUGAUUGGACAACCAGUCCCACCCACAGCGCUGUGUCAGUGCUUUAUUAUCAAAUCCAUCCUGCUUGCUUAUUGAGAGAAUGCCUAAAUCAGUGAAACUCCAUACCAGGUUUUCACUGCUACACCCAGACAGAUUCUCACAUAGCACACGCACAUACACAGGAGGGCGUGACUGACGCCAGAUAGGAGGAAGAGAAACCGGACAGGAAAGAGGAAAGUAAGAUGGCAAAUGAGACUAAAAGAGGAGAGAAAGAAACGGAUGAAAUGAAGAAGUAAAGAAGGAAUGAGAGGAGCAAGUAAGGAAACAAAAAGGGAUGAAGGGGACAAAUGAAAAAAAAAAAAAACAGUGAAGGAAGUACCAAGGCAGGGAGGAGUUAUAGCUGUGAGCUUUUACUUUUUAUUACUUUUUAUUAUCUUAUUAUUAUUAAGUUAGUUAUUAUUAACUCUUUUAACUUACUGCAGUGCCACCAUUACAUUAGUUGGCAUAACUGGGUGCCUGAUAAUUCUGUGAAGUUAUGAAAUGUAUUAAAUAAAAAAGCAGCCAAAAUCAUCAACCCCUGAGGUCAUAUUUCAUGGGAUUUAUGGAUUCUAUGGGUUGGAUUUAAGUUGCUAUUUGAAAUGUUAACAAAUAUGUACUUUUAGCCAAAAAAAAAGUAUAUAUCAGGGGGCCUGUGCCACAAAGUUAUUAUGAUAUUCUCCAGCUAAUUUGAUGGGUUUGCUUGCACACACUCCUCAGACCUAUUCUGCUUAUGAAUUCAAGACUAUUGCUUUUCAUGAAAGUUGUUAAAUAGUAGCAGUGUUAUGUUGUUAUCUUGGUGGCUUUGUUUACACACAUAAUGUAGCUGUGUGACACAGGCCUCAGGUCCUGGUGAUUCUUCAUAAUAGUAGAAAUGACUAGAAGAUGAAUAUAGUUUAUUGGAGAAUCCACUUUACUCACUGAUUUGAUAACAUUUAGGAAAUUCAUUUAGUGGUUAUUAGAGAUGGCUCUGAAUUAGUCAUCAAAUCAGAUCUGUACGUUUAGCUUUUUAAUAUCUUCAAAUGUGAUCAAAUGUGACUUCCUCCAGAUGAAAUCACAAAACGCACUCAUAUUUUUUCUCAUGUGAGUAUAAUCAAUAUCAAACCAACUGUUAAAGGGCACAAGAAUACAGGAAAUUACAUCUAUUCUGUUAAAACUUUUCUGGGGGUGGACCCUCAGAGCUCAGCAUUUAGAUUGUCCCACCCACAUUUUCCAAUAUGUGCACAAAAGCAAUCAAAAAUGACAGUCAGCAAUUACAAAUUGUUCAACUGAACUGAACAAACAAUCAGCAAAGUGAUUUGUAAUUUCUGCCGCUGAGAGUAGGAUGAGAAGACUUAUCUUAGCCUGGAUCUGUCCAAUGGUAAAAAAAAAAAAAAAAAGCCUACAAGCUCAUAGUCUACAAUUUUACAUUUUUGCACUUCAGUUUUUGUACAGAUAAAAAACAAUCCCACUGUUUAUGCUGAACUAAGUUAAGCUAACUGAGGGAUGCUUCAAUUUUGGAGGACAGAUCUUCUCAUCUAACUCUCAGCAAGAACACAAAUAUGUGUAUUAUAGUCUCAAAUGAUUUCUUUAAAUGGCUAAAUGCAUUGGUGCACAUACUGAGCUCAAUUUUUUUUGUGCAAGAUGUAAGACAGCUUCUACAUAUGGAUUUUUCUUUUUCUAUUUGUACAUUAAUAUUGCAUGUGAUGAAAUAUAACUAAUAAUGAAUAAAAAUACUCAACUGCAACUAAUUAAUCACUUACUCAUGACUUGAACAUCUAAAAACAGUGAAAAAUGUCCAUCAUGGUUUCCUUAAGUCUGGUUAAGGUGAUGUCUUCAGAUUACUUUUGUUUGUUGGAUCAACAGUCCAGAGAUACUCAUUUUACUGUCACAUAAAACUAAGAAAACCAGCAAAUCUUCACAAAUGCCUGGCUUGAACUGGGGAAUGUUUGACAUGUUUGCUUUGAAAAUGAUUGAAACAAUUAAACAAUUGACUAAU
Molecule: messenger RNA, 3314 nt
Organism: Thunnus maccoyii (southern bluefin tuna)
Lineage: Eukaryota; Metazoa; Chordata; Actinopteri; Scombriformes; Scombridae
Gene: igflr1
Product: IGF-like family receptor 1
Exons: 8
Coding region: 140-1081 (313 amino acids)
Molecular function (GO): protein binding
Source: RefSeq, a predicted model, not a curated record